Messenger RNA from Anthostomella pinea, 876 nucleotides. Lineage: Eukaryota; Fungi; Ascomycota; Sordariomycetes; Xylariales; Xylariaceae. The record is from the annotation of a GenBank genome assembly.
AUGUCUUCGGAUUGGGAGACCAAAGCGCGCGAUUACAUCAGAGAGCAGGCCCUCACAAUCAGAGAACACUUAGGCAUAGCCAAGAGCACAGAUGCGUCUCCGUUCCAAGAGUUCAUCAUACCCCUACUCGGCGGACUGAUGGACGGCUCCGCCGACGUGGGCCCGACAACGAGCCAUGAAGUCAUCAGUCGGAUGACCGCCUCCCAACAAGAAGAUGCGGACGAAUGGGCCGAGUUCCUCUGGAUGUUCUUCUUGGCAAUUGAACACACUUCGGCAGACGAGGCCCACAGCCGACUUGCAGCGCUCCUGCGAGCCGUGGCCCAGCCUCCGCCCAUCGAUUCACUACCCGGACCCGAGGCAAAGAAGAUCGCAUUGAUUCCUCGACUGUCUUCACUGGAAACAUUCGGGAUCAUAUCUCGGGACUGCUGGAAUGGCCCCUCCAGGCAUACCCAGCCUCCAGCAGCAGCCCUUGCGGCAUGGGUCAAUCUCAACAGGUUCUACGCGCACCUCAGCCGGCAGCAACGCCGGGAGCCCCUGGACUCGCUGAAGGAUUGGGUGGAGGUAUUUGGAAAGUACACCAUCAGCUGCGGACUGGAGCGCGAAAGCGACAAUGAUGUCCGCGACUACGCAUGGCCUGCGGCCGUGUGGCUCGAGAUCGCCGGCUCUGAUAUCUACAACGACCCGCACUGGGGCGGCCGCGACAACACUCUCCCGGAAGGUGCGCCGCGGGACUUACGCUGGGAUGUGUGGGCGCAAAGGUUGCAGGAAAUCGCGGCAAGCGACCGCUUCGAUGCUCAGCAGCCGCAGCUGAAGGAGGUGGCGGGUCGCGUGGCAGACAUGAUGCGUGAGAGCAAGGCAAAGGGGAUGGACGCGUAG